Messenger RNA from Penicillium canariense, 1239 nucleotides. RefSeq names its product glycoside hydrolase family 64 protein. Bases 1 to 1239 code for a protein of 412 amino acids. The record is from RefSeq and is a predicted model, not a curated record. The transcript has a single exon. Lineage: Eukaryota; Fungi; Ascomycota; Eurotiomycetes; Eurotiales; Aspergillaceae.
AUGUCGACCCUGAACUUCGCGUUGAAGAACCAGACCGGUUCAAACACCGUUUAUGCCUAUAUCACCGGUCAGGCGAUUGACAAUAACAAUGCGCUCUUCCUGCUCCAAGCAGACGGCAAGACCGCGUACUACCCAACCUCGCCGUCCGCUACUCUGACUGCACUGGCGCAAGACUGUGCCAUCCCCCUCGGUGCAUCUGGAAGUACAAAGACAGUGACUAUUCCGCAUAUUGCGGGUGGUCGAUUGUGGUUUGUACGCGACGCCAAGCUUACAUUCUACUUGAAUCCUGGCCCGGCGCUUGUGGAGCCCUCAUCGUCCAACCCAUCGGACGCCAACUACAAUCUGUAUUGGGACUUCUGCGAAUUCACUUGGAAUUCGUCGCAGCUCUAUGUGAACAUCACUAUGGUCGAUUUUGUGUCGCUGCCCAUUGCACUGACGCUUACCAACACAUCGGGAACAUCGACGACUGUUCGGGGCCUGCCGUCCAACGGACUCGCCACGGUUUGCACGGCACUGACGACGCAGAAUGCGAAGGAUGGUGCAGGAUGGGACAAACUGAUCAUUACGAACAAUGGUAGCAAUCUCCGAGCGGUGUCCCCCAAUACAGGUAUUACAUUGAACAGCGCCUUGUUCAAGACCUACUACGAUUCUUAUGUCGAUCAGGUCUGGUCCAAGUACGCCGACACCACUCUGACUGUCAAUACCCAGGGAGCUGCGGGCGAUGUCACUGCCAAGGUCUCCAAUGGCAAGCUCACCUUCUCUUCCGGGAGCAUUUCGUACGAUCAGCCAUCCUCGGCGGACAUCUUCAGCAACAGCUCUGGGGCGUUUGCAGUCUCUGGUGAUGCUAUUAAAGACGCAAUCACUGCCCGCUUGGCGGCUGCGUUCAAUCGCUCGACGCUUUUGAUUGACACCACUCAACCUAACGGUGAGGAGGUUGCCAAUUACUACCAGAAUGCCGUGACCAAUCACUACUCGCGAAUCUGCCAUGCCACCACUCUCGACAACCGUGGCUACGCGUUCCCUUACGACGAUGUCGCGCCGACUAGUGGUGCCGACCAGUCCGGUAGUGUGUAUGACUCGAGCCCCCAGCUAUUGACAGUUACCGUUGGCGGGUCUUCUACCAAUGCGACCAAGAUAUCCACCACUCAGGGGGAUAGCACCCCCGUCCAGGGCACCCAGACGAAGAGUCGAUUUUCAGGCCUGAAGAAAGUCAUGCAGAAGCUGUCUUGCAAGAAGUAA